Messenger RNA from Pygocentrus nattereri (red-bellied piranha), 3295 nucleotides. It is a transcript of the gene amigo3, whose product is annotated as adhesion molecule with Ig-like domain 3. Gene Ontology annotation, biological process: brain development. Gene Ontology annotation, molecular function: protein binding. Bases 962 to 2440 code for a protein of 492 amino acids. The record is from RefSeq and is a predicted model, not a curated record. NCBI's taxonomy places the organism in Eukaryota, Metazoa, Chordata, Actinopteri, Characiformes, Serrasalmidae. The transcript has 2 exons.
AAGAGAAACAGAGCGCUAGCGUGGUGUAUACACAGGCUCUGUAUGAGAGAGGGAGAGGGGUGGGAGAGGAGAGAUCGAGAAACGAGAAGAAAAGAGCACGGACAAAGCAAGAUCAGCAGGGCCUGAUGCAUAACAAUAAGACUAAAUGAAUUUUCCCAAGUUAGGAGAAGUGCUACAAGCGGAAAUAAGAAAGAGAGCUCAUCGGUUCCUCCUGAUGCCACGUGGAUACAAGAAAGUGUGGACAGAGAAGGGCAGAAACAGUACCUGUGUGCUCUGGAACUGAUGACAACAAGACUGAUGCAAGGAUGCUUAUCAUUUCUGAAAUAAAGGACUGACUGUCGUUUUCCUCGAAAAUGUGUGUGAGUAAAAUGUUUGUGAGUAACUGACGCACUUAUCUGACUAAAGAAAACAGAUUGCCUCUUUGAUUAAGUGUUCCUUGAACGGCUGUGAGUGUGAUACUUCAGGCGAGUGCACACUUAUGUUAACCGAGUUGGACUUCCUUGAAGAUCUUCCAUCAAUCUGUAGAAACCAGCUUGUCUUGAUUUAAGGUGUAUCUGCCACAAUAGGAGCAUCACGACUUCAAGGCAAAACAGAGUUUUAAGAGAAGAGAAGAGCAAAUGGUGGUAUUGGUCCGGCAUGGGGUAGGAGCAACUGCUGGCCACUGGUCAACUCCUGAAAGCUCUCUACCCUGUGGGAACUUUCUACCACACUCAAAAGUGGAGCAGUACUAAGAUCCCAUGUGCUGAGACAGCUGCAGACAGGCAAAUAGGCAAAGCUAAAGUGGUGGAUCUAUCUGAUGGUUGGAGUUAAUCUCUGACUUCUCGGAGAUGUUGUGGACUACACUAUAAGAUUAAAGUGUGCUUUAGAUCACAUCUGUUCUGGAGCAGUGCUCUCACUGUGUGGACUACCCCUGUAGCACUCUGGCUGCUCCGUCAACCUCCAGCAGCCUCCUGACGGCACGAUGCUGUGUGCUCUGGGUGUGGCCGCACCUCUGAUGCUAAGUUCACUCGUGCUGCACUUGGCCAGGGCUGCCCUACAUCCCGGAUGCCUCAAAGUAUCCGACAUCCUUAGCUGCAGCAAUCUCGGGUUGGAGCAGGUACCCAAACAGUUGCCUGCAACAGCUGCCACAUUGGAUUUCAAUCACAACCACCUGGUAAGGUUAGAAGAGGGCAGCUUUGCUGGUCUACCCCAUCUCGUAACCCUACGAUUGGCCCACAACCAGUUGAGUGACCUCUCCCCUGGAACCUUCCGAAAUACAAGCAGCUUGCGUCACCUUGACCUGUCCUCCAACCAGCUGUACAAGGUGGAUAAUUUUUACUUUCAGGAGCUGGCAGGCAUGGAGGAGUUGCUUCUCUUCAACAAUCACAUUGUUAGAGUUGAAAGCAAUGCCCUGAUCAGCCUAGUCAACCUGCGCAAGGCCUACCUCAGCCACAAUCGUUUGACCGACUUCCCAUUCUUCUCCAUUCAGGAGCACAGCCAUCCGUUCCUUGUCACACUGGACCUAAGCUCCAACCGCAUGCCCAAGCUUCCCCUUGAGGACAUCGCAGCUCUGCCAGUCUCAGUGCAGAGUGGGCUGUUCUUGCAUAACAACAGCCUGAUCUGCGAGUGUGCAAUGUAUGUCAUGUUCAAACGAUGGGAGCAGAAAGGCUUCAACUCCGUCAAGGACUACAGAGAGGAGCACACAUGCUUAGUAUAUGGAGAACCUCGUGCCUCAGUGCAGUUCCUUGAACACACUCGUUUUUUUGAAAACUGCUCCAUAAAGUUACCAGGCCUGUUGGUAGACAUCGAGAGUACUUUGCAAGUGUAUGCUGGAGAAUCUGCGCUACUGGAAUGCCAAACAUCUUUAAAGGGGAGGCAUCUCACCUACCAGUGGGUGUCCCCUCACCAGGAAUUUAUAGCCCCACCAGGAAACAACAAUACAAUGCGCAUGUAUGCAAAUGGAAGCCUAGAGAUUCUUGCCGCACGAGUAGAGGACUCCGGUGUUUAUUGGUGCAUGGUGCUAGACCGCCAGCAGUCACGUAAUGAGACUCGGGAGGUAAAUGUAACAGUGAUUAUGCGGCACCAUGAGGUCGAACCCUUCAACACUGGCUUUACCACUCUGCUGGGAUGUGUGGUUAGCCUGGUGCUGGUCCUCAUGUACCUUUAUUUGACUCCCUGCCGCUGCUGGUGCCGCAAGCAGGCGCCACCUGCCACACCCAGUCCUGCGAAUGAAUGCAGCGCCCAGUCUUCGAUCCUGACGCCCACGCCGCCUGCCACCACUGAGGGUCCCGGCCGCAAGGUCAGUAACAACAAGCAUGUGGUCUUUCUGGAGCCAAUCAAGGAGGCACAGAAUGGGAGGCCAAGGGAUGCACUGGCCUCUGAGCAUCCAAAGCUGCACGUACUGCGAAGUGAUGCUGACUCUGUCACCUCGGUUUUUUCAGACACCACUAUUGUGCCAUAACAUGAGCUUGCCCUCACCUCCCCCUACCCCUAACUCCACUAAAAUAGUGGGCCCUUCAAUGUGGCAGUCUGCAACUCGUACUGCCUCUCAGGACAGAACAGGGAGAGGGCUUUUCAAGUCCAUGGGCAAGACAGGGAGCAGAGAAGCGAGGUAGAGAAAACACAAGAAAGCAGAGAAUAGAAAGAAAAAAAAUACAGGUAAGGAAAUCUAUGGAGCAGAACACUGCCCAGAACAUGUACACAGAGCUUAAGGCUUGAAGGAGCCACAGUGGCUCAGAGGAAGGUACGCAUGAUGCUUUUGGAUGCAAAUACAGAACACUGAGGGCAGACCUGCCCUUUUAGCACUGCUUGAGCCUUGAAGGAAUGAUAGCUGUACAGUAGAUGCCUUGUUUAGAGCUUAUAAGCCACUGCCUUGUACUGUAUAACCAUAAUUCUACUAAAAAUAGCACAAGUUAUUAGAGCGAAUGGGAUGUGAUAGUUAUGCAGACAUUUUUUUUAUAGAGGUCUAAAAUGUGGAAUCAGAUUUUUAUCCACGCUUAAUUUUAUACUCAUGUUUCCCCCCUCGUAGCCAUUUUGAUUGUGAGAGCGUGUAGAAAAGGGAUUGUUCACAUCCUGCAGAUAUAAGGAUUCAACAGAGAAGAAUUGUCCAUGACUACACUUCAAGAUGAGCUGAGCUGUUUAUCAAGUUUGUUAUUGAUGUAACUAGACUGAAAGGACAAUGUGAAACAGUCUACACUGGAAUACCCCACCCCCCCUUUAACAUUCCACCUCCCCUUAUUCCCACUAUCCCGUUUCCUCCUGUUUUUUUCCACAGACCCCUUCUUUUUCGGUCUCUUAAUAAAUCAUUCUGCUUCGA